UAGAGCGAAAGAGGCGAGUGGUUGUGCGCAUGCGCAGCGCAGCGCGCACCGACGGACAUGUUGAGUUGGGUAGCCGCGGAGGCGUCGUGUAGUGUUUCGGUGCGCGUCUCCGCCCGCGGUGUUUGCACCGCCAGCCCCGGGGUUUGAGCGACAGAAGCGGCGGAGGAAGGAAAGCAACAGAAAAGCCAUGAGCUCGGAUCUGUCGCGCCGGAACCCGCAGGAGGAUUUCGAGCUGAUCCAGAGGAUCGGUAGCGGAACCUACGGCGAUGUGUACAAGGCGCGAAAUGUCAACACGGGAGAGCUGGCAGCCAUCAAAGUCAUUAAACUGGAACCAGGUGAGGACUUUGCGGUGGUUCAGCAGGAGAUUAUCAUGAUGAAAGAUUGUAAACACUCGAACAUUGUGGCGUACUUCGGCAGUUAUCUCAGGAGAGAUAAAUUAUGGAUCUGUAUGGAAUACUGUGGCGGAGGCUCACUACAGGAUAUUUACCACGUGACUGGACCUCUACUGGAGUCGCAGAUUGCAUACGUAUCACGGGAGACCCUUCAGGGCCUGUACUACCUCCAUAACAAGGGCAAGAUGCACAGAGACAUUAAGGGAGCAAAUAUCUUACUAACUGACAACGGCUAUGUGAAGCUGGCGGAUUUCGGCGUCUCGGCUCAGAUCUCAGCCACUCUGGCCAAGAGGAAGUCCUUCAUUGGAACGCCAUAUUGGAUGGCUCCAGAGGUGGCUGCAGUAGAGCGUAAAGGAGGUUAUAAUCAGCUGUGUGAUAUCUGGGCCGUGGGCAUCACUGCUAUAGAGCUGGCCGAGCUGCAGCCUCCCAUGUUCGACCUGCACCCAAUGAGAGCUCUUUUCCUCAUGACCAAGAGCAACUUCCAGCCUCCUAAACUGAAAGAUAAACUCAAAUGGACGAGUAACUUUCAUCACUUUGUGAAAAUGGCGCUGACUAAAAACCCUAAGAAGAGACCCACGGCGGAUAAACUGCUGCAGCACCCGUUCGUAUCGCAGCCGCUGAGUCGCACCCUCGCCAUCGAGCUGCUGGACAAAGUCAGCAACCCCGACCACACCGACAUGGAGGACAGCCACGACGCCGAGGACGAGGAAGCCGACCCUGAGUCUCCGGUGCACGUUCCUCAGCGGAUCACAUCAGCAAGCCGAAGUUCACGAGAUAAAAAGACUCUGUCAGAGAUCAACUUUGAUCAGGUGAAGUUUGAUCCUCCGCUGUGGAAAGAGACGGAGCUGCAUGAACCGGAACUGCAGUUGGAGCCGCAGAGUUUACUGGGUGAUCAUAAGAGUCUGUUAAAAUCAGUAGCAGAGGAACUCAAUCAGAGGGGUCAUGUGACACAUUUAGAGGAGGAUGAGGAGGAUGGUGAUGAUGAAGCUGGACAUUCAAACUCCAGUUCCACAAUGAGGCCUAAAGUCCCUCCCCCACUACCCCCUAAGCCGAAGUCUCUCGGCCCUCCUCAGAACGACCCUGACGGAGACGAUGGUGCCGGACAGGGGACCAUCAAACGUUGCCCUGUCUCCUCAAGCCCCGCCCCUCCUCCUCGCCCCACCUCCUGUGUGCCCCCCAGGCCGCCGCCCCCUCGCCUGCCCGCCCAGAGACGCAGCAGCUUAGGUAAAGGGCCUCCCGAGCGCGCUCAGACAGAGCCCGAAGGGGAUGAUGGGAGUUUUAGGUUCUGGGAGUGGCUUCACGCCGAGGAGCAGAAGGAAGACAGUAACGGAUUGAGCGCAUCAUCGCAGAACGGAGAGAGGGAAAGACAGUCGACUCUUCCCACCAUUCCCAGUCGCAGGAGUAGAGACAUUCCUAAGCCGAUGUGUAACGGUCUGCCUCCUACUCCUAAAGUGCACAUGGGAGCGUGUUUCUCAAAAGUGUUUAACGGCUGUCCGCUGAAGAUCCACUGCGCAUCGUCCUGGGUCAAUCCAGACACCAGAGAUCAGUAUUUGCUUUUCGGAGCUGAGGAAGGAAUCUACAGCCUUAAUCUGAACGAGCUUCACGAGACCUCCAUGGAGCAGAUAUUUCCCCGGAGGUGCACGUGGCUAUACGUGAUGAACAACUGGCUCUUCUCCAUUUCCGGUAAAGCGUCCCAGCUGUACUCCCAUAACCUGCGUGGUCUCUUCGAGCACGCUCGGCAGAUGCAGAAGUUACCGGUGGCCAUACCGACAUACAAACUGCCCGAUAAAAUCAUCCCGCGGAAGUUCACAGUGUCCAAUAAGAUUCCAGACACAAAGGGCUGCCAGAAGUGUUGUGUAGUUCGUAAUCUAUACACAGGGCUGAAGUAUCUGUGUGGUGCGUUCCAGUCCAGUGUAGUUUUGUUUGAAUGGGUGGAGUCCAUGCAGCGCUUCAUGCUCAUCAAGAGUAUAGACUUCACCCUGCCCUGUCCAUUGGAGGUGUUUGAGAUGCUGGUGGUCCCCGAGCAUCACUACCCAUUGAUCUGUGUGUCCGUUGUUAAGGGCAGUCAGCCUGAUCAGGUCGUGACCUUUGGCACCGUUGACCCCAACGAUAUAGCUCCGAUCUUCACCGAGCCUGACACGCCACAAACGUGCGUCAUUCACGUCACACAGCUGGAAAGGGACACCAUACUGGUGUGUUUGGACCGUUGUAUAAAGAUGGUGAACUUACAAGGCAGAUUAAAAUCCAGCAAGAAGCUCUCAGCUGAGCUCACCUUCAACUUCCAGAUCGAAGCAAUAGUGUGUUUGCAGGACAGCGUGCUGGCGUUCUGGAGACAUGGCAUGCAGGGACGCAGCUUCAAAACCAAUGAGAUCACGCAGGAGAUCUCGGACAGCUCGCGCAUCUUCAGACUGCUGGGCUCAGACAGGACGGUGGUGUUGGAGAGUCGACCGACAGAUAACCCAACAGCUCAGAGUAACCUGUACAUACUUGCAGGCCAUGAGAACAGCUACUGAACACACACACACACACACACACACACACACACACACAAACAGCAUUCCUCUGCUACGCUACAUAACAUAACACACUGCACCCCCGCCAUAGCUAUAAGCUACAUGUGCGCGCACACACAUUCCUAUAAACACUACGCCAGCAGCUGCCCUUACACUACUGUCUGUUAUGACACAGCCAUACACACACGCGCACACACACACACACACACACACACACACCACCGCUCGUAUACUACCCUGACGAGCUGACUCGCCUGUUUUAAAUUAUUUAUUGUGGCAUGUUACAAUGAGGCGUCUUGUUUUUUUUUCUUUUUAAACUCCGGAUUUUUAGUUUUCAUCAGCCCUGCCUGCAGCCUUCCCUCGUACUCAGUCCGGCUCCUGAAGAGCCGAUACACCUUUAUCCCGGUGGUAACAUCUUACGUCUUACGGCUAGCUACAUAACGACUUCAUAACACACAAAUUAGCAACAGAUAAUAUUUAAAGAAUAAGUCGGUUCAUGUAAAAAGCUCAAGUCAGUAUUCGCAACAUAACGUCAGAUGUUUAAUAAUAUAAAUGGCCUUGUAUUGACGUGAAAACAAUAUUUCCGCUUUAAUUUGCUCAGAAAUUGUUUAGGAAUGGUGCUUUAUAAUAGUUUAUCAACACGGUGGAUCUACAGUUCAGUUCCAGUAAUCAGGAACACGAAUACCUAGAGCACUUAUGAUACCCGGAUUCUAACCAGAUCUCCACAAUAAUGAAUAAAACAAUCUUCACCAUUUAGACACACUGGUUUUAUUGCACUUUUAUUGUUUUAGCAUUUUAAACGAAAAAAAAAAACAGACAUUUCUUUCUCACCGUAUAUUAUAAGUCUGUAUCGUUUCAACUGUAAAAAAAAAAAAAAAAAAAUCCGUUUAACAUUAAUUUAGGCUGCUUUCACACUAGUCAUAUUUUUAAAUUAUUUUAUAUAUUUUUUUUAUCAACUGCUAGCGAACAUUUCACGUGUAGGUGUAAUGGGAAUGAGUCCACUAUAAAAAGAGCUGUCACUUGUAUUUUAAAUCACAGCAGAGUUGACACAGUUGACACAAAAAGUGCUGGUGAAAACGAGUCUUGUUAGUGAGUGAAUAUGAGAAGAUUUUACAACAUGCUGAAUCAAAAAAUAUUCCACCGAUGCAGUGUAAUUAAAAAUAACUGCGUGUGUACGUUUGGGACGUUCGCCGGUACACGAGGGCAGCAUUUCAAUCUGAACACUACAAUAAAUAGAUCAUUAAACUGUAUAAAUGAUUUAAUGCACUACAGUCCAUAAACGGUAUCAAAGCUUAGCUAAUUUUAGCUAAAAUCACCAAUAUCAUGGGGGAUUAUGUUGAAAUAAGGAAGCCAGAAAUGUGUUUAAAAUGUUAAGAUUGCAUGACUGUGAUUGACCUGCGAGCAAGAAUUUAUUUGAAAGAUCCACAAUUUAUCGGGAGAACAAGAGUGAAGGCGGCUAAUAAAGUUCUGUUUUCACUUAACGUAGCACUGAAGUCAGGAGAUAGUGGUCGAAUAUUGGCUGUUUUAACAGGAAAUUAACAAGAAGAGUUACCUCUUGUGGUAAUUAUAGCUGUCUAGCAAAGUUAGCUUCAUUGGUGAGCGUCAUUUAAGAGCAAUAGUACGAUUGUUAUUCACUCACUAAUUACAAAAAUUAAUCUACAGCAACUUAGCAACUGAAAGAGAGGACGCUGUUAGCAAAUUUGUUCUUAAAUGCUCACUUUACGUUUUAAAAAAAUUAUUCAGUGCUGAUAAGUGUGUUAUAAAGUGGCUGUUUUCUUUUACGGCAAGAUGGAUAGCUUCAUAAAGGGUCUCGUUACCUUGUGAAUACUGACACGAGCUUUUAACAAUGUGCAUUAUUCUGUAAAUAUAAUAUUAUACAUGUGUUAUGAAGUCGUUCCACAGCUAGCGUACACAAACUAAAAUAAAUACAAUGAAACUGUUACCAAAAAUUACUUUUCAAACUGAAAUGAGUAGAGUGUAACUUCUGUGUAGGUAUUUGUCACCGUAACUUAUUCUAGUAGUAAUACUAAUAAUAAAAAUGAAUAAUAAUAUGCUUGUGAAUUUAUGCAUUGCAAUAUCAGAACAUGUACUUGCAUAGAAGUUACAGUAACGCUAACGGACUCGUGUACAUACUUUGGUUAUUCGGAUCAAAGACUUAAAGGAAACGUUUCAUCCAAUUGUGCUAACGUUGAUCGACAUUUGCGUCUUUAUCCUGUACAAUUUUCACUAAUUUGAAUUUGCAAAUUUGAUCAAAUCACAGAAUUCUGCUGUCCAUCAAAUGAACACUUUUAAAAACACAAGAAAUUGUUGCUUAAUUUGGAAACAGUAUUCAAGACACAAUUUUUUUUUAUAUAUAUAUCUCUAAACAUGUAUUCAUUUUUAACCUAACAUUGUGAUGAUAUCGUAAACCGUGAUAAAAAGUUAGCGAAUAAUCACAAUAUAAAGAUUUCGUCUCAGCACUUCUUUAUCCAAGACAAAAUCAGGUGAGUCUCAAAUUUAAAUUAACAUUAAAGUUCAAGUAUUAAUGUUUAACUGGAUCAACACUACAGUCUUUAGGUGGUUAUUAGCUGCGUUAACGGUUUUGGCUGAAUUAUUCCUUUAAACUUUGUACAUUAUGUACUUUUAAUUAGAAAAGUCUAGCUGUGAAGCGAGAGCAUGGGCUCAAAACGUUAAAGGAAGGUUUCAUUCAAAUGUCCUGUCAUUAUUUAUAAUCAACAAUUUUUUAAUUCUAUCCUAUAUUUAUCUAUUUGUAGCUAAUAAUUAAACACAAAAUUUUAAAUACUUUGUGCAAAAAUGCACAGAAUGUUGUAUUUAGGUUGUAUUUAGUCAUGUUGGCCUUUUUUUUUUUUUUUUUGCAAAAUUAUUCCUUUCCAUUUUAUGCAUUUUUAAUUAAAUCGGUUAAGAACAUUACUGUUAGCCUUCUCAGUUUAGAAAGUGUAUAUAUUUGAACGAUAUGGAAAACUAAUCUUAAUCAAAUCGGAUGCACAUUCCAACUCCAAAUUUGUUCCAAAUGCAAGUAAGCAGUACAUGGAGUUUUGUUACUAGACGUCUAGAGUUAGAGUUAGAUGUUCUCCUAUAGGACCAAGAGCAGUUUCACUCAGUUUCUUAAUAUAGGAUACAUUAUGCAAAAACAUAAUCAAAUCAACUCACCAUGAAUAUAAAUUUAAAGAAAGCUCCAGUCUGAUUUUUUUUUAUUUUAUUUUUAAAAAAGUCUUAUUGCUGUAUAUGUAUCUAGACGGGUUUGUGUAACUCGGUCAGCUCACAGUAUGGAUCCCAGCCACGUUAUUUAUAUCCGUAUUAUUCUCAUGCAGGACAGAAGAUUCACAGCUGCCAAACGAUUGGCCCAUGGGUUUUAAACAAAAGGAAUUUGACAUAUAUGAUUUAAUAUAUAACGUUUGUGUGCCAAUAAUCAUAGAUUUUAACUUACAGUGAUGUGAACACUUCAUUAUUGCUAUAAUUAUUGUUUUAUUUGGGAGCAGCAUUUCUGGGUAGUAAUUUGUACUUUUGAGAUAAAGCACAGAGUAACAACAUCCUGAGAUUGGACAAAUUUGCCAUAGCACGUGUCCUCAAUGACGAGAAUCCCAAAAUACAGUGUACCAGUAGAGAUUUCAGUGAAUAUUGGAACAACGUGGUGGACGGUUAAAUGAACGUGGAUUUUCACGUUCGAAUGCGUCAGUUAUGUGAAUUUGGAUAGUUAAAUGCUUUUUAAGAUCCUGUGUUUUUAUUUUAAUUUGCCUAACACACGUUUUAGCCAAAACACCCUUGUCUCAUGACGUAGGAAAAAGGGAGUGCCAGUCUUUCAAGCGAUCAACGCCAAAACUCCACUUCUGAUUUUUUUUUUUUAAACAAACUCGCUGUUGUUACAACUAGAGAUGGCACAAUAAAAUUUUUUUUCCUUUCUGAGACUGACACGAUACUGAAACUUUGAGUAUCGGCUGAUACCGAUACCCAUCCGAUAUAGUUUUCUUUAAACACUACUACGCGUUAAAAUGUUUUUUAUUUUUUUUUUAUUUUUUACUGAAGCACUUCACAGUUAAACUCUUUCACACAAAAAUACACUUACACUAUAAAUAUAAUAAAGUAUAAAGUCGAAAUGUAAUGAAAUCAACCCUAAUAAAAGAAAAACCAGUCAAAUCUCUUUAUAUGUAAACAUUUCCAGUUCCAAAAAUACGUUUCUUUUCCAAAUCCAAUUCCAGUCUUUGCCAUUUUUGACAGGAUCCGGUAUUUUUAUUUUUUUUUUUCCCCGUUAUCCAUGUUUUUGUUGGAUCAGUGCCAUCUUUAGUUACAACUAAUAUUACAGCUAGUAAAUUAACUAAUAAAUGUGACGAUGUAAUUCCCAAACACCUGUGUGUGUGGAAACUGGUUGGAUUUCGAAGUAUAAUCGGUCAGUUUUCGCCUCACGUGUUUUAUCCAAUAUGAUUGUGAAUGUUUGCUAAUCGGAUAGUGGUAUAAAAUUCAUGCUAAUUUUAUACAUAAUUAAUAUUCGAACGCAUUCAAGUACUAAAUAUUUUAAAUAACUGAAAUUCAAAUUUUUUAAGUGGACAGAACUUAUACUCCAACCGAGAUAAAUUGUCAGACACAUGAUAUCGACACUUCCCAAUUAUUUUACACACACAUUUCAUUUUGACACCUUGUGUAGAUUCAUCUGAUGAGCUCUUCGUUGCUUUGGCUUUAGUCCAACAUGUGUUACUAAUAAAGCUGACCAUGUUUACUGCAUGCUGCGGCAAUGCACAUGACCUGUAAAUAGUGUACCAUAAUAUUUGGUUUUACAGACUGUAUAAUUGUCUAUAUUUUGCUUUUUUUUUUUUUUUUGCAAAAGCUAUAAGUGUGAUUGAGAUCAUGGUAAUUUGUCCAUCUGUGUGUUUUGUUAUUUUAAAUAAUGAAAUGUAAUUGAAGCAUCAUUGCCAUUUAAAGAUCAAAUUCGUAUUUGUUAAAAACACUUGGGCCAAUUUUGAAAAUAAUUAAGCCUCACUUGUUCUGAAAAGCAAAUCUAAAAGAUUACGACUCUAACUGCAGUUUAAUUCACUACAAAAACCAAAAGCCACUCAAAAAAUGUGUUUUUUUUUUUUUUUUUAUCUUAUGAAGCGGGACGGCCUUUGUGUAUUUCAUUGCUUCAGACUGAAAGCCAUGCCUCAUGUUUUAACCUUACUAAUCACUGUAUUGAAAAUUUGCACAGUUUUAUACGGCCUAUAAUGUGACUUUCGCUGUUUGCAAGUGCUUCGAUGUUCUGAGACAUGCGUAUAACAAAAAAGUAAGAAAAAAAAACGCAGCACACACUUACAUGCAUCGCUUUACACUACAAACACGCACGUUUAAACACGAGCUGUGAUGUCAUUAGUUAAUAGAUCUAACAAAUGAUAGCGUUUAGCAAGGAAUAAUAAGAUUUUUCAGUUUUAAUUCCUGAGGUGUAAAUGUAAAA
Molecule: messenger RNA, 8324 nt
Organism: Pangasianodon hypophthalmus (striped catfish)
Lineage: Eukaryota; Metazoa; Chordata; Actinopteri; Siluriformes; Pangasiidae
Gene: map4k3b
Product: mitogen-activated protein kinase kinase kinase kinase 3b
Exons: 33
Coding region: 188-2905 (905 amino acids)
Biological process (GO): protein phosphorylation
Molecular function (GO): ATP binding; MAP kinase kinase kinase kinase activity
Source: RefSeq, a predicted model, not a curated record